Messenger RNA from Sus scrofa (pig), 3394 nucleotides. It is a transcript of the gene CACTIN, whose product is annotated as cactin, spliceosome C complex subunit. Lineage: Eukaryota; Metazoa; Chordata; Mammalia; Artiodactyla; Suidae. Gene Ontology annotation, molecular function: protein binding. The record is from RefSeq and is a predicted model, not a curated record. Gene Ontology annotation, cellular component: spliceosomal complex; cytoplasm. Gene Ontology annotation, biological process: mRNA cis splicing, via spliceosome; negative regulation of innate immune response.
GGGAGGAAGGCCCCCGGCGCAGGCCCCGGAUAUUUGUGUCAGCGCCGCCGGUACCGUCCCAGCCGAUGGGUCGGGACACACGCUCGCGUUCGCGGUCCGCUGGUCGCAGGAACCGGAGACAGCGGAGUAGGAGCGGAAGUCGGAGCCGAAGUCGGAGUGGGAGCCAUGGGCGGAGAAGCCGACGGCGCCGGGACGACGAGGGGCGGCGCAGGCGGAGGCGGAGGAGCCGGGAUCGCAGGUCAGAUUCAGAUGAAGAGCGGUGGCGGCAGCGGCGAGGCAGGCAGAGCCGGAGCCCCCCACCGCCCCACUGGCGCUCCCAGGACCUGUCCUCUCAGUCCGACUCUGGCGAUGAACGGCAGCAACAGCGGGGCCGAUGGGCCCGCCGGCGCCGGCAAACACGCUCCUGGACCCCGGGCUCCUCGGCGUCUAGCUCUGCAUCCCCAGACCACCCCGCAAGCCCCCGGGAGGCAGCGGAAGCCCUGAGCCAGCGGCAGAGCCUGCAGGAGCGACUGAGGCUGCGUGAGGAGCGGAAGCAGCAGGAGGAGCUGAUGAAGGCCUUUGAGACACCUGAGGAGAAGCGGGCACGGCGGCUGGCCAAGAAGGAGGCCAAGGAGAGGAAGAAGCGGGAGAAGAUGGGCUGGGGCGAGGAGUACAUGGGCUACACCAACACCGACAACCCCUUUGGUGACAACAACCUGCUGGGCGCCUUCAUCUGGAACAAGGCCCUGGAGAAGAAGGGGAUCAGCCAUCUGGAGGAGAAAGAGCUGAAGGAGCGGAACAAGAGGAUCCAGGAGGACAACCGGCUAGAGCUACAGAAGGUGAAGCAGCUGCGGCUGGAGCGGGAGCGGGAGAAGGCCAUGCGGGAGCAGGAGCUGGAGAUGCUGCAGCGGGAGAAGGAAGCAGAGCACUUCAAGACAUGGGAGGAGCAGGAGGACAACUUCCACCUCCAGCAGGCCAAGCUGCGCUCCAAGAUCCGCAUCCGGGAUGGGCGGGCCAAGCCCAUUGAUCUGUUGGCCAAGUACAUCAGCGCUGAGGACGACGACCUGGCCGUGGAGAUGCACGAGCCCUACACUUUCCUCAAUGGCCUCACGGUGGCCGACAUGGAGGACCUGCUGGAGGACAUCCAGGUGUACAUGGAGCUGGAGCAGGGCAAGAAUGCCGACUUCUGGCGGGACAUGACCAUCAUCACGGAGGAUGAGAUCUCCAAACUCCGCAAGCUGGAAGCCUCGGGCAAGGGGCCAGGUGAGCGGCGAGAGGGGGUCAAUGCCUCGGUCAGUUCUGAUGUGCAGUCGGUCUUCAAGGGGAAGACGUACAGCCAGCUGCAGGUCAUCUUCCAGGGCAUCGAGGGAAAGAUCCGGGCCGGGGGCCCCAACCUGGACAUGGGCUACUGGGAGAGCCUGCUGCAGCAGCUGCGCGCCCACAUGGCACGUGCCAGGCUCCGAGAGCGGCACCAGGAUGUGCUGCGGCAGAAGCUGUACAAACUGAAACAGGAGCAGGGGGUGGAGAGCGAGCCCCUGUUCCCCAUUCUCAAGCAGGAGCCGCAGUCUCCCAGCCACAGUGUGGAGCCAGAGGACCCCGCUCCCACCCCGCCUGGACCCUCCUCGGAGGGCGGUGCUGAGGCCGAGGUGGCAGAAGGAGCAGCGCCGGCGGAGGCCGAGGCCGAUGGGGAGGCGGUGCUCAUGGAAGAAGAUCUGAUCCAGCAGAGCCUGGACGACUACGACGCUGGCAAGUACAGCCCGCGGCUGCUCACAGCCCAUGAGCUGCCACUGGACGCCCACGUGCUGGAGCCAGAUGAAGACCUGCAGCGCCUGCUGCUGUCCCGGCAGCAGCUCCAGGUCACAGGCGACGCAAGCGAGAGCGCCGAGGACAUCUUCUUCCGGCGGGCCAAGGAGGGCAUGGGCCAGGACGAGGCACAGUUCAGCGUGGAGAUGCCGCUGACCGGCAAAGCCUACCUGUGGGCUGACAAGUACCGGCCGCGGAAGCCGCGCUUCUUCAACCGUGUGCACACAGGCUUCGAGUGGAAUAAGUACAACCAGACGCACUAUGACUUCGACAACCCCCCGCCCAAGAUCGUGCAGGGCUACAAAUUCAACAUCUUCUAUCCAGACCUCAUCGACAAGCGCUCCACGCCCGAGUACUUCCUGGAGGCCUGCUCCGACAACAAGGACUUCGCCACCCUGCGCUUCCACGCUGGGCCACCCUACGAGGACAUCGCCUUCAAGAUUGUGAACCGCGAGUGGGAAUACUCCCACCGCCAUGGCUUCCGCUGCCAGUUUGCCAAUGGCAUCUUCCAGCUCUGGUUCCACUUCAAGCGCUACCGCUACCGGCGGUGAUGGCCAGGCCUCGUCCCGGAGCCCUGCGACCUCCCCGGCGGGCCUGCAAAGCUGGCAGCCUCCUCCCCUCUGGCAGAGUGUGAACAGGGGUCACGGCAGAGCCUCCCUCGAAAAGUUCAGGGGACACAUGGACAGGCUGGCCUGGGGCGCUGAAGCACGGGAGGAGCUGCUGAUGGAAUUUUCAGAGCCAGGGAACUCAACACGAGUCACACGACCAAGCCCCACAUCACCUGCCCUAAGCCAGGGCUGCUGGGAGCUUGCCAGGUGUUGAUCAGCCCCUCUACAUGGCCGGCAGUUGCAGGACCGGCGGGAUCCAGGUUCCAGGCCAUCCAGGGCCACCAUCAGCUCUGCUGUCCCCCCAGCUCGCCCAUGGUGCUGGCUGUGGGUCAGUCUCCUCCCGAUGGGCAUGGAGGACAUGACAUCACCCACCAUCAGGUCUGGGAACAUCCUUCCAUGGCCGUAGAGCGCAAGAGUUCCCAUGACCUAGCCCUUGGGUGUGGCUGCAGUGCCUCCUCUGGCCUGGUCCUUUGGGCAUCCCUCAAGGCAGCUUCCUUCCCAGCUGCCAGAGCUGCCCUCCUCAUCCCUUGUCCCAGACAGGGACAGACGAGGGCCUGACAGGUACGAUCACUCACCCAGUCACAGACUGAAAUCAUCCACCAGGCCAGCCAACCCUAGAAACAGAUAUUUUUUUUUCCUGCAUCCACGGCAUGCAGAAGUCCCCAGGCCAGGGAUCGAACCCACGCCAUGGCAGUGACCCCAGCCACUAUAGUGACAACACUGGCUACCCGCUGUGCUACCAGCGAACUCCCAGGGACAGAUUUCUUUUUAACUUUUUCUUAUGGAGAUAUUUCCAACCUUAAGUGGGAAGAAGCCUCAAGGGCCGCUUUCCAGCUCCUCAGACAGCGCUGCCCAAACACCCUGUUUCACCUGGAAACAUUUCAGGUUAUUUCUCUAAAAAGACUUUUUUAGGUGGGGGGGAGGGGAAAUCUUGUUUAUUUUCAUUUAAUUGAUCUACUUGUGAGAUUGCAUGUUUUUUUAAUAAACAUUUUAUUUUAGAUUAA